UCCAUCGUCCAAAUGAAUCACGACCCAAUCGGGAAUGGAAACCACCCAACCCAACCCAACCCAGCUCAUCACCAGUGGUUCGAGGCCGGAAGCCCCGACCCUACCACGUACGAUCUCGUCACUCGCCACUCGCACGCGCACGCGCACGCACCACCACUCCGGCCGCGGCCGCGCACACCCACAGCCACCGUCGGCGGGCGGAGCAAUGGUGGCGCCUGGGGGAGGAGGAGGCCCGUCGCGAUGGCCGGCGGCGGAGGAGCUUGAUAUUGUACGGAAGAAGGUGGUGGAGAUUAGUGGAAGGGAUGAGCGAGAGGUUAGGGUGGCUGCUUGCCCCUACAGGAUUUGCCCUUUGGGGGCUCACAUUGAUCAUCAGGGUGGAACAGUCACAGCUAUGACCAUAAAUUAUGGAGUACUUCUUGGUUUUGUGCCCUCUAAUGAUUCUGAGGUUUUACUCCAAUCUGGUCAAUUUAAAGGUGUUAUACGAUUCAGAGUUAAUGACUUGCAAAAACCUAUUGAUAACCCAGAGAAUAUUAGUUGGGAAAGCUAUGCAAGAGGUGCAGUUUAUGCACUGCAAAACAGUGGAUAUGAUAUCAGGAAGGGUGUAAUAGGCUAUAUUUCUGGUGUGGAAGGACUUGACAGUUCAGGGCUUAGUUCUUCUGCAGCGGUUGGCAUUGCCUAUUUGCUGGCUUUAGAAGAUGUAAAUGAUCUGGUCGUAUCACCAGUGGAUAACAUUCAGUUGGACAAGUCCAUUGAAAAUAAAUAUUUGGGUCUUGAAAAUGGUAUUCUAGAUCCAUCAGCCAUUUUACUUUCGCGGUAUGGCCAUCUCACCUUUAUGGACUGCAAGACUGCAUCUCCUUCCUACGUCUACUUCUCGGAGCUGAGUAAAAGCCAGCAGUCUCAGGGACAGCUACCAUUCAAGAUUUUGUUGGCGUUUUCAGGGUUACAACAUAACCUGCCAAAGAAGCGUGGAUAUAAUACGCGAGUUUUUGAGUGCAAAGAAGCUGCCCAUGCUCUUUUAUGUGCUUCAGGCUGCGAAGAUGAAUCAAAUAUACUUCGUAAUGUUGACCCGGUUGUGUAUGAGGCCCAGAAGGGUGUAUUGGAAGAAAAUCUUUCAAGGAGAGCUGAGCACUACUUUUCUGAAACGAAGCGGGUUGCUAAGGGAAGAGAUGCAUGGGCCCGUGGAAACCUACAGGAAUUUGGGCAGCUAAUCUCUGCAUCUGGUCGUAGCUCCAUCCUCAACUACGAAUGUGGGAGCAAAGAGAUGAUCCAGCUCUACGAGAUCCUCCUGAAGGCCCCCGGCGUUCUCGGCGCCCGGUUCAGCGGCGCUGGCUUCAGGGGCUGCUGCCUCGCGAUCGUGGAGAGCGAGCGCGCGGAGGAGGCAGCGGCGUACGCUCGAGCCGAGUACGAGAAGGCCCAGCCCGAGCUGGUCUGCAAGAUCCCCGCGGAUCGUCGCGUGCUGGUCUGCGAACCCGGGGACUCCGCUCGCGUCAUAUUGCCCGACCAGCAUCGCUAUUCCUGAUGCCGUUCGGUUGGCGAUGGAGAGCCAGAGCAGCGGCCUUGCAUGUCGUGGCCCUGGAGGCGGCGGCGGCGUAAUGUCCAACCGGAUCCCUCGUCAAGUUCUGGUUCUUGGAGAGUCGCCUAUUGACGAUGUAUUUGGGCGUGAGACAUUCUUGUACGUGUAUGACCAUUUGGUCCAUUCCUUUGUAUCGAAGCAAUAAGCGUAGUGUUGACCUAUUCGUUCGUAUCGAAGCAAUACACUCACAAGUAAAAAAAGGAAUUGGAAACGUGCUACUA
This is a messenger RNA of Phragmites australis (common reed), 1794 nucleotides long. RefSeq names its product galacturonokinase-like. The record is from RefSeq and is a predicted model, not a curated record. NCBI's taxonomy places the organism in Eukaryota, Viridiplantae, Streptophyta, Magnoliopsida, Poales, Poaceae. The transcript is spliced from 14 exons. Gene Ontology annotation, molecular function: ATP binding; galactokinase activity. Gene Ontology annotation, biological process: galactose metabolic process. Gene Ontology annotation, cellular component: cytosol. Bases 35 to 1519 code for a protein of 494 amino acids.